Molecule: messenger RNA, 1245 nt
Organism: Penicilliopsis zonata CBS 506.65
Lineage: Eukaryota; Fungi; Ascomycota; Eurotiomycetes; Eurotiales; Aspergillaceae
Exons: 2
Coding region: 67-1140 (357 amino acids)
Biological process (GO): ribosome biogenesis; cytosolic ribosome assembly
Source: RefSeq, a predicted model, not a curated record
GUUUUUUUUCAUCUCUCUACCUUGGGCCUAAGGUCUAUAACGCUUUUCUACGAACAAUCAGCCACGAUGCCCGUCGGAAUCAACCAGCCAUCGAACCAGAUCAAAUUCACAAAUGUGUCGGUCGUCCGGUUAAAAAAGGGGAAAAAACGGUUCGAGCUCGCAUGCUACAAAAACAAACUCCUCGAAUACCGGUCUGGGGCAGAGACAGACCUUGAUAAUGUGUUGCAAGUGCCGACGGUCUUCCUGUCUGUAUCCAAGGCGCAGACCGCGCCGUCCGCCGAGUUGAUCAAAGCCUUUGGUAAAGACACACCGCUAGACGAGGUGCGACAAGAGAUCCUGCUCAAGGGCGAGGUGCAGGUGGGUGAGCGGGAGCGCAAGGAGAUUCUCGAGCGCGUGGAGAAGGAAGUCCUGGAUAUUGUCUCGUCACGGCUGGUCGACCCGACGACGAAACGCGUGUAUACCCCCGGGAUGAUCUCCAAGGCGCUCGACCAGCUCAGCUCAGCGAGUGGACAGCAGCAGCAGCCGCAGCCGCAGCCGCCGGCGCAGAGCGAAGACAACAACGGGGCACCUGAGGACGUCAGCAGCAGCACCAAGAUGCCGCGGAAACCGCUCUGGACGGGAUUCGCGCCCAACAAGUCAGCCAAGAGCCAGGCUCUGGACGCCAUGAAGGCGCUGAUCGCAUGGCAACCGAUCCCUGUGAUGCGAGCGCGGAUGCGGCUGCGGGUGACCUGUCCUAUCUCUUUACUGAAACAGGCCGUCAAGACGGCUGGCGGGGCGGGUGCGAAGGAGACAACACCCUCCUCGACGGGCGGAGACCACCGAGGAGGAUCGAAAUCGAAGAAGGGCGGGAAGUCCGGGAAGGGAAAGGGAGCAAAUAAACAACAUCAUGGGUCGGAGGAGGAGGAGGAUGGCGCAUCUGAAGCCGAGCCGUCCACUUCCAAGACCCCCGGCACGGUCAAGGACAAGAUCCUCAGCCUGUUCGAGUCCGUGGAGUCGCAGGACCUCGCCGGCGACGAGUGGGAGGUCGUCGGCUUCGCGGAGCCGGGGGCAUUCAAGACCCUCAACGAGUUUGUCGGCAACGAGACCAGGGGGAGAGGCAGGGUCGAGGUUCUGGAUAUGUCGGUCACGCAGGAGGAUUAACAAUCUAUCUACACUACAGUAUAUCUCUACAGUAUCCAAGUAUAUACUAGAGAAUAAUCAGGCAAUUAGCUAGCUACCUAGUACAUACUAAUAGUUACUAAGCGC